Asterias rubens (European starfish) is the source of this 3898-nucleotide messenger RNA. RefSeq names its product phospholipase DDHD2-like. Gene Ontology annotation, cellular component: COPII-coated ER to Golgi transport vesicle. Bases 12 to 2963 code for a protein of 983 amino acids. Gene Ontology annotation, molecular function: metal ion binding; protein binding. NCBI's taxonomy places the organism in Eukaryota, Metazoa, Echinodermata, Asteroidea, Forcipulatida, Asteriidae. The transcript has 16 exons. The record is from RefSeq and is a predicted model, not a curated record.
GGGAAAAAAUCAUGGCAGAUCCGAACCAAAAUGCUCCUCCUUUAUUGUUGUUUUCUGCUAAUGAUAGUUUAGCUCCAGACGUUUUGAGACCGGUUCCAGCGACAUCAUCACUUUUCCCAACGGAAGAUGGAGAGGCAGACAGCUUCCUUGGCCAGACAGCCGACGUGCCAUCAACCCAAGUGGUCCAACCCCAAGUCCCAUUCUUCAGUAUGCCUGCAGCUUCGUCAAGUGCCUCAGCAGACCCUUUCUCAAGUAUGGGCCAACCACCAACAUCGAACACCAAUCCAGCGGGUAGUGCGUCUCCUUAUGCCCCGUCAACCACUCACCAGUCUGUCGGUUUCUCCGGUCCUCCUACUAUGCCCCAAUCUACUCAGUACUUUAAUGGGCCUCCAAUGAGCACCCCAGGAGCCCAAGUAUCCACCCCAUCUGGGCCGCUGAAUCCCGGUGGGCCACCACCGUCAGGACCCCCCACUGGACCUCCGCAAGGGAGUCGGACAUUUAGUUCUGGAUACGGCGUACGAGGGCAGCACUACCAACCAGUGAUAUUUCCCGGCAUGGAUGGCGCUUCACAGCCAGUAGGAGGGCCACAAGCUCAGCCGAUGUUUGAUCCAUCAAUGCCACCCCCAAUGUCGGCAGCCUCAUCCCACCCUCAGGGCCACCAUCAGACCCCUACCAGACCCCAGCAGGGUGCCUUCACUCUCCCCGGAUCGCCACCGCAGCACCAAGCCCUGAAUACCUCGGCAUACCAACCUAUACGCCCUCAUUGGUUCUACUGCAAGGAGUUUGAGAGGGGAGAGAUAUGGUGUCCCUUUAGCAUCAUCGACUCUAUCAAGCUUGAGGAGGCCUUUUAUGCCUGUCAAAUGAAUCCCCAUGAGGAUGUUAUAAUUUCCACCAAUGGAGGGCGCUUUGAUGUUAGCAUGCAGCAGCGUGUUCGGCAGCCCAUCUAUUGGGAAGAGACUCCCUCUAGUGUCCGGCGCUGCACAUGGUUCUACAAGAGUGACGGAGAGAACAGAUUCCUACCGUAUGAGGAAGGAUUGUCAGAUAGACUUGAGGAAGAAUACAAGUCGGCCAUCGAGAACAACGUUUGGCACAAGAGGUUGGAAUUCUCCGACGGGGAGACCAUUGUCAUGCAUAACCCUAAUGUCAUUGUCCACUUCCGGCCGUCGUCCAAGCCAGACGACUUUGGGACGUCUCCCGAUGGUCAGAUGAGGCCAAGAGUGGUCAAGAGGGGUAUUGAUGAUUUGGAGAAUAUUCAACAAGGUGAACCCAACAAAGUUGAUCACCUGGUUUUUGUCAUUCACGGAAUUGGACCAGUUUGUGAUCUACGCUUCAGAAGUAUUGUUGAAUGCGUGGAUGAUUUCCGUUCAGUUUCACUCAGUCUUCUUCAGUCUCACUUCAAGCAUGCUCAAGAUGACGGGAGAAUCGGACGGAUUGAGUUCCUCCCGGUCUACUGGUAUGAUGCUCUGCAUGGGGACGCAACAGGUGUUGACAGACGUUUACGGCGCAUCACGUUACCAAGCAUCAGCCGUCUACGACGAUUCACCAACGACACCCUACUAGACAUUCUCUUCUACUCCAGCCCGACCUACUCCCAGAAGAUCGCCGAGCAAGUAAACUCUGAGAUCAAUCAUCUGUUUGAGCUGUUCAAACACCGAAAUCCUCACUUCCAGGGUCAAGUGUCUCUCGUCGGUCACAGUUUAGGGUCCUUGAUUGCCUUUGAUUUGCUGUCACACCAAGGAGACGCGACCCCCAACCUACCGAUGUCCGACUCCAAUACAGAUACCCCAGUCACGCCCGACCAACCGCUGCCUCUGCCCAUUGACCAAUCACAGCUCACAGCCAACCUGACCAAUGAGGAGGAGGCUGAGGAAGAGGUCAUGACCCUGGAGAGCUCCCUCGCUCAGUUGGGCCUUACAGAGUUUUUGCCAAAGUUUGAGGAGGAGCGAGUGGACAUGGAAAGCUUGCUCAUGUGCAGUAGCUCGGACUUAAAGGAGAUGGGACUCCCGAUGGGACCAAGGAAGAAACUCGGAGGUUUCGUGAGUGAACAAGCCACCAAAGAGGAGAAGAGCAGAAAGGCCAAGGAGGAGCGAUUGCGAGCUGAGGCAGAGAGAGCGACACGUGAAGCCAUUGAGCAAGAGAGGAAGGAGGCAUUGUCGGCGGCAGCCCUGGACUUCUCUUCUCACUCUGUGCACGUUGAUUAUGAACCAGGAUCAGAAGGUGUGGGUCAGCCUCUUGUCAAGUACUCACAGCUCGAUUUUAAGCCCCAGUGUUUCUUCGCCGUCGGGUCCCCGAUCGGAAUGUUCCUCACGGUCAGAGGGGUCAGCCGAUUUGGGGAGGAGUAUAGACUACCAACAUGUGAUGGAUUCUUCAACAUUUUCCACCCUUUUGAUCCAGUAGCCUACAGAAUUGAACCUUUAGUUCACCCUAGCAUGGCAGACGUCAAACCUUUCUUGAUGCCUCAUCAUAAAGGACGUAAAAGAUUUCAUCUUGAACUCAAGGAGAGCCUGACGGCAUUUGGCACCGAUCUGAAACGGAACCUUAUUGAUUCCAUGAAGAAGACGUGGAACUCAAUCCAGGAGUUUGCUCUCGCCCACCGCAGCGAGACGGUGCCGGCCGUCACGUCGGAGGAGAUGGAGGAGGUCGCUGAGAAGCUGAGCAUGGAGGAGAUGAAGAGACAGGCGAAGGAGAGGGAAGGGAUGUCUAUGAGGGAUCCAGACUUUGAGCUGCGCCUUGGUCAGCUGAAUAGCGGACGAAGGAUAGACUAUGUACUUCAAGAAGCACCACUUGAAAGCUUCAAUGAAUACCUCUUUGCACUGGGAAGCCACGCUUGCUACUGGGAUUCUGAAGAUACUGUACUUCUUAUACUCAAGGAGAUCUACUCCUUACUUGGAGUUUUCCCUCUCAUCCACGGUCCAAAGCAAGACUCAACGCCAGCAACCCCAGCCACGCCGCUACAUCAUUAGAAAGUUUCCCCAUCAGUGAAAGUAAAAUGGCUGUUACCAAAAGCUUCACCUCUUGACAGCCUUACUGCAAAGUCUUGCCUCUGGGGAUUAACAGAGGGAUUAAUACUGCUUGACAAAAUUUCUAUGCUUAGCAAAGAUUGAGAGGGGCGCCAGUCACAACAAUGUAAACUUAAUCUAAUUUUGACUGGUAACCUGUUUCUGUUAAGCAACACUUUGCUGUGUUUUGUUGUGCUUACAAGCUUGUUGAACUUGAAAUGUGCACAGAAAUAUUUAUAUGUGAGGGAAAGUUACGUUUACAAGAACAGGUUAAGAGCCACAAAUGAGUCAUUUUGAACAUACCUGUGAGUGGUCAUGCUAGUACUAGUAAAAGUGACUUACCAGUAUUAACCCUUUCACAAUCUGACCAUUCAAUCUCAACCUCUUUAUCUACUGUGUAGAUAAACUAAAUUAUCCUGCGAUAAUGUUUAAUGUGAUCAAUGCAUUUACGCUGUCACAAACUUUUAAGCUGUUUGAUAAUAAUAUGCAAUUGAAAUAACAUGUAUGUGAUGAUUACGCUGAUUGAGCUGAUUAAGAACACAAAAGUUAGCUAAGCACAAAACAAUAAUUUGUUUGCUUAGCGGAAAAGGGUUACCGGCCAAAAUACCAUGACCAUUUUCAUAAAGUUCACCAGUGAGAAAUAAUGUGUGAAUAAGCAAAAGUUUAUUGGUCAAGAAGCUUGUUGGUCACUCACCUGUAUGUCUGUUUGCUUUUUGAAACUGAAACUGUGCUAGGUGCCGCUUUGUAAUCGGGAAACAAGUUAUGCUCACAGGUCUUGUGAAACUCAUUACUGAGUCAUCAUUAUGUACUGUUUGUUACUGUUUCCUGCCGCUUCCCAGGUUGUAUCGUAAUUUGGGUGUGAUCCCUGGCUACACGGCUGUUAACAGUUGUUAUGGCUU